Molecule: messenger RNA, 1079 nt
Organism: Planococcus citri (citrus mealybug)
Lineage: Eukaryota; Metazoa; Arthropoda; Insecta; Hemiptera; Pseudococcidae
Product: oxidized purine nucleoside triphosphate hydrolase-like
Exons: 4
Coding region: 343-840 (165 amino acids)
Biological process (GO): DNA protection
Molecular function (GO): 8-oxo-7,8-dihydroguanosine triphosphate pyrophosphatase activity
Source: RefSeq, a predicted model, not a curated record
GUGAGAUAAAUUUUGAUAAAAAAAAACUCAUAAAAAAUUAAUGGAGUAGAUCAAUUUGAAAAAUUUAAAAUUUUAAUCGAAUUUGUGUACGUAUUACGUAAUAAUUAUCAUCGUAUCCAAUGAAAAAACAACAAUGUCUGUUGCACAAAGAACCAGUUGGCUUGCAAUUUUUUCAGCUAUCGAAUGAACCAACACAACCGACGAAUUCGUCGUUCUCACCUCCUCAGUGUUAUGGAAGAAAGUGACUGUUUUUUGCUCGACUCAGCAUUUAUAUGAAAUUCCUGUUUGGUUUCCAGUGAUAUACAUAGCAAUAGCAUACGUCAAAGAAAACAUCCCGGUAUUAUGGAGGCAAAGUUUGUAUUUCCGACCAAGAAAUCGCCGAAAGUAUUCACCCUGAUCGUGGUGGUAAAUCGCGACGGAGAAGUGUUACUGGGUAUGAAAAAAAGAGGAUUUGGUAUCGGUAAAUGGAAUGGAUUUGGUGGUAAAGUCGAACAAGGAGAAUCCAUCAAAAACUGCGCUAUCAGAGAAUUGCAAGAGGAAUGUGGUUUAGUCGCUCGGUCUCUACAUAAACACGGAAUAGUUUGGUUCGAUACGGAAGAGGAACCAUCUACCAUCUCCGAAGUGCACUUAUUUACCGUGGACGAAUACGAAGGAGAAAUUUCAGAAUCUGAUGAAAUGUCUCCUAAAUGGUUCGCGAAAAAUUCUUUGCCAUUCGAUUGUAUGUGGCCCAGUAAUUCACAUUGGCUGCCUCUAGUUUUAGAUGGUAAGAAAUUCGACGCUUAUUUCCUGUACAAGAAUGAGAGGGAAAUGAUCAAGUAUGAAGUUUACGAGCAUAAGUAACCAAAAAGUUAUUACUGUCUAGUGUCUACUACGUUUCCUAUUUUAAUCGUGAUUUAACUCGUUUUUUAUACGUCAUUAUGUUUUAUAAGGUUAUUAUGAAUAGGUACCCACGUUGAUCUUUUUUGUUCAAACUGUAUUAUUUUGUUUUCUUGUGUAAUCGUAAGUCAGUAUGAUUUUGUUAGUAUUCGUUUUGUUAAUCAUUUUUUAAAAAGCGUGAAUAAAACUAUACCGUAAUCGUA